CCGCACGUUCUUCUCCCUCCCCCCACAUUGGGACUUUACGAAAUUGGGAAGCAAGAUUUUGGUACAUUUUUUGUGGCCGACGAACUUUCUUGACCACCAGAUCUAAACCACUUUGACCAGUUGACCAGUUGACCUGUUAACCUCACCUACCCUGACCUUAUGUGACCUAAUACUGACCUUGUAGUCUUUCUUUCAAAGUACCUGAAUUACAUAUUAGGUAUCUAAUUUGUACCUACCCAGCCUACGCUGUCAGUCACCCGAGCAAACUACCGUCCGUAUCCGAGCCCUUUCCCGACGAUUGACGGCUCACACAUCUUUUUCCCUCCUUCGUUUACCUUGAAGCUGUGUCCGAAGACGAACUUUUAGCUGGAAUGUGAAGCAGCCUUGGUCCGAAGCCGCCCUCGACGCGAGAGACGGCCUCCCCCCCUCGAGCCUAGGGAAACCGGACAACGUGCAGAUCAUCCAGCUAGUAUGGCGCCCAGCUCGGGGCAUAUGCCCCAUUCCUCUAAUGGUUCGUCGUCGGGCGAGCGACAGUACAACGGUGCAAACGGGAAAGCUGCGGCCGUAGCAGCCAGGCAUGAGAGAACACCAAAUACUCCGAGGAGGGAGAAUGGCGGCCGUGAUAGAGCUUUGCAAGAUCCGGGCCUAAGGGACUAUCGUCUAGGAGAAUGUCUUGGUAAAGGAGCGUUCGGCGCUGUCUACAAAGCAAUUCAUUGGGGCACUGGUGAAGCUGUUGCCGUCAAGCAGAUCAAAUUAGUGAAUUUGCCUAAGAGCGAGCUACGAAUGAUUGAGGCCGAAAUCGAUCUCUUGAAGAACCUAAAUCACGACAAUAUCGUCAAGUAUAUCGGGUUUGUGAAAUCAGUAGACUGUCUCAACAUCAUUCUCGAGUACUGCGAGAAUGGCUCCCUACAUUCGAUAUGCAAGGCAUACGGGAAAUUUCCAGAAAACCUAGUUGGUGUCUACAUGACCCAAGUUCUCCAAGGUCUUCAGUAUCUACACGAUCAGGGUGUAAUACAUAGAGAUAUCAAAGGAGCGAAUAUCUUGACAACCAAGGAUGGCAAGGUAAAGCUUGCAGAUUUUGGUGUGUCGACCAGCACUCUUGCCGGCCCCGACAAGGAGGCACAGGUUGUAGGAACUCCAUAUUGGAUGGCGCCUGAGAUAAUUGAACUGUCUGGUGCCACGCCGGCAUCUGAUAUUUGGAGCUUGGGCUGCACCGUUAUUGAGUUAUUAGCUGGCAAACCUCCAUAUCACCACCUACAAGCAAUGCCCGCUUUAUUCGCUAUCGUUAACGAUGACCAUCCACCGUUGCCCGAAGGUGUAUCUUCGGCUGCGCGCGACUUUCUCAUACAAUGUUUCCAAAAAGAUCCCAAUCUACGAGUAUCUGCAAGGAAAUUAUUAAAACACAAUUGGAUUGUAGGAUGUCGACGAAGUGAUGCGCCGGUAGCCAAAGCACCAGGAAAUUUCAGUCAAGCUGUUGAGGAAGUCAAACAGUGGAACAGAGCCUUAACCUCUUCUGAUACUAACCUCAGGGCUUCAGGAGGCUCAGAUUCUGCAUUUCCUUUACACUACGGUUAUCAACCUUCACGAUUUGCAUCUCAAGAACCAUCUAGGUCCAAUAUGCCAACCCCAGCCAAAGGUCCUUUCGCACUGGGAAAACCCAGACCCACAGCCGAGGAUUUUCGGUCUCCCGAACUUGCAGAUGAUGAUAAUUGGGAUGACGAUUUUGCAACUGCAAUCUCACCAAGCGCCUUAAGACUUCCUCAUGUCAAACCCCAGGAUCACUUCGGCGGCAUGCUCUCAGCUGAUCGUUUGAAAGCAUUCGCGUCCAUCGAUAAUUCGCGGGACAUUUCUGCUAGUUGGGGCAAUGAUCUAGAUAGCGAGCUUUUAACGAUAAAAAAGCUGCAACCAGUUCAAGACGAAGAUCCUCAAGAAAAGACGAUCCGACCUAAUUGGAACAUCGCACCAAAACCCGACAAGACAGUUGAACCAAAGCUGCAAACAUCAAGAUUAUCACCGCGCAAGAGAUCAGGAAGCGCUCACCGGCGACAAAAAUCACAAACCAAGAUUCAGCUUGGCAACAGGUUUGAGUUACCAUCACGGCCUGAUGUGGCAUUUAGAGAACAAUCAGUGGAGGACUACUCUGACCUUUUUGAUGAUAACGAUAGUGUUUUCAGCCAACGAUUAGGCUUGAACAAAAAGCCUGAUACACCCCAACUUUUCCAUCCGUCAGAUUUGACCAGUUUACCAAGGUCUAUGCAGUCGCCCGUGACAGGAAGCAUAAGAAGACAACCAUCAGCGAGACCGUCAGCUCUUCCUGACCGGCCACUACAAAGGUCGAAAUCAUCUAUUGAGAUUCAAAAGUUUGCUGAGGACGAAGAAGACGAGGACUUCUCUGACAUAUUUGGACUGGGCGAUAACCUAGCAGAGAAAGAAGAGAGCGACCGAGGGUCAGAAGACGGAAAUCUCAUGGUUCUAUCUCGGCUGUCUAACAAUUCCUGGCUCGGAGAUGAUGAAGACGAAGACGACCCAUUCGCUUCAAUGGACCCAGAUUGGGACGAGAUGGAUCUAGAAGCGAACAUUGCGCGUGAUCGCCAUGCACGGCUUGCCGAGAAGAUUGAAGAGUUGGUUCGGUCACUCAAGUGGACUGAGGGCGAUGACAAACUCCUCGAACUUUCAGAGGAUCUGCUUGGCCUGCUCUGGGAGAAUACUGAAGUCAAGAAUCUUAUCAUCAGCGCUCAUGGAUUACUUCCCAUCCUCGAAUUAUUGGAGCCUUGUACGGUCAAAAGCCGACACCAAAUGAUCUUGCAGCUACUGCAGGUCGUUAAUACGAUCAUUCUCGAUGAUGUGGAGAUCCAAGAAAACUUAUGUUUCGUCGGUGGUAUCCCCAUUAUUACCAAGUUCGCAGCUCGACAAUUCUCAAAUGAAAUAAGACUUGAGGCCGCGGCUUUUGUCAGACAGAUGUACCAAACCUCAACACUGACACUACAGAUGUUCGUCAGCGCUGGUGGUUUGAAUGUUCUUGUCGAGUUUUUAGACGAAGACUAUGACAGUGCAAGAGACCUAGUACUCAUCGGCGUGAAUGGUAUCUGGAACGUCUUUGAACUUCAGGGCCCUACCCCGAAGAAUGAUUUCUGCCGAAUAUUUUCAAGAAGCAAAAUUCUCGAUCCUCUAGCUCUUGUCCUCCACCGCGUCCUGGACGAAGACGUUGAGAAUGAGUUGACGGAAUUGAUCGAGGGCCGCAUUGUCAACAUCUUCUAUUUAUUCUCACAAGCUGAGAAUUAUGUGAAAGAGAUGGUGGCUGACCGACAAGUAUUGAAGAGCGUUCUGAAAGACCUCCGGCGAAUGACUCCCGCACAUCAAAUCACAAUGCUGAAGUUCAUUAAAAACAUUUCGAUGCUGUCAACCACCCUCGACGCCCUUCACUCUGCAGAUGCGAUAGACCUCCUCAUUGAACUGCUCAAUAGUAGCAUGAAAAAGGAACAUCCCCAUUUUCGUGAGAUUUCCAACCAAGUACUCAAUACGAUGUUCAACCUUUGCCGUUUGAGCAAAGACCGCCAAGAAUAUGCCGCUAUCAAUGGAAUUAUCCCACUUCUCAUGAAAAUUAUGAACACAGAGAGACCUCCAAAGGAGUUUGCCCUCCCCAUCCUUUGUGACAUGGCUCAUUCGGGAAGCAAAGGACGUCGAUUCUUGUGGCAAAAUAAAGGUCUCGGUUUCUACGUCUCGCUCUUAGCAGACCAAUACUGGCAGGUCACUGCGCUGGAUGCCAUCUUCGUCUGGCUACAAGAGGAGACCGCAAAGGUGGAGGAGCACCUCCUAAAUGGCAAUUUCACAGAUGCCAUCAUAUCGUGUUUCAAUGCUCAGAAAAUAAACGCCUUUGAUCUGAACCUCUUAGAACCAUUGUUGAAACUCCUUCGACUCUCCCCGGCGUUAGCCGCAACCCUAGCGAAACCAGAGAUGUAUAAUGGCAUUGCGCAAAAACUAUCGCAUAAGAAGGCUGUUGUCCGAUUGAACCUCCUUCGGCUUGUUCGAAACAUCCUCGAGGCUCGACAGAUCGAUUACUUCAACAAUCAUAAAGACAAGCAGCUACGGUUAUUGUUCGAAGGCAUCAGAGUCCUUGCCGAGAAAGAUUCUGCCGUUCUCGUCCGAAAUCUGGCGUCGGACCUCGUCAUGUCUCAUAUAGAUGGCAGUUCCGAUCAAUUCGCAAUACCGUUCUCAGCGCCACCAUCCUCAUCAACGGCGUCUAGCCGCCCGCGAUCUGGAAGGCGUAUAUAUACUCCACCUUCUCUUCAAUCAUCUGUGUCCAUACCCAUCACUCCGACACACGCUACUCGGCCGUUCCAGUCAUCAGCAUACAUAGAGGUGGCAGCAAGCCCAAGGCGUUCAGCCGUGUCACUUGCGCAAGAGCGCGACGCUUUAUCUUACCGGCCCAGAAGUAGAGACAGUGGCUCUGGGAUACCGGUUAGCUCUCCCCGUCGACCAAGUACUGAUACACAGGGCAGUGGCUCGAAAUCUGGUAAGAGCAGACUACCGAGAAACUCGGGCCUAUAUAACUCUAGACCUAGUUUGAGCGCUGCCGCCUCCAUUUACCGCACUGAGAGUAUGGGUUCGAAUAAGGAGAACACAACCAACGCUGCGGAAGAUGUCACGCGACACUCGAAUAGAUCUUCGCCGCCAAUGACAGCCGGAACGUCUGGCACUCCGCCAGUACCGGCAUCGACAAAGCAGAAAAGAACCCGCGCACCGAGCGAUGUCAAGCAGAAAUGGAGCGCGUAGUGGCGCUUCGUGGUCUGGUAGCAACUGAAAUAUGCUACAUGGGUGAAGGCCAAUUAAAUCAACUAGAAAUACUCGACAAGAAGAAAUAUUUCCCUUUAAUAAGUUCAUGAAUGAACUAACCUAGAAGCCAACAGUCUCCAGCAUGAUGGCGGAAUGAGGAAUGAGAGACUAGUCUAGAGUUGCAUUUGCUCUCUGGGACAUUUCGUCCUGUAUCGGCUAGAAGAUUAGUUGACUUGCAUGGAUGUCAUGAGAGCCAUGGCAUUGAACUUGAGGUUACGAAUGUUGACGCAGGAGACUAACGAUCGGCUAUGCUCCUCGGGAGACGGCCACGCACGCGUAUGGUCAAGUGGCCAUGUGUUGACGAGGGAUGAAAUGAGACGAGAUGAGGCAACGCGAUAUGAUAGACAGUUCUGUUUCAUGGCAGUGACGGUGAUGAAGAGUGACCUACUGCAGAAAGUAUAUCCGGCGUUCAGCAUUAAAUAGUACUUUAUUGCUUAGUACGCUCGUAUAUGUACUUAGGUUCGGGGUAAUUGUACACGAACUGGUUAUAGAUUCUGGGCGAAUAAUAGGCGUUGAUAUAUGCCUUAAUACAUUUUAUUCAUUGUGAA
Messenger RNA from Hypoxylon fragiforme, 5381 nucleotides. RefSeq names its product cell division control protein. Gene Ontology annotation, molecular function: ATP binding; protein serine/threonine kinase activity. The coding region runs from base 472 to 4773 and encodes 1433 amino acids. The record is from RefSeq and is a predicted model, not a curated record. Gene Ontology annotation, cellular component: cytoplasm. Gene Ontology annotation, biological process: protein phosphorylation. NCBI's taxonomy places the organism in Eukaryota, Fungi, Ascomycota, Sordariomycetes, Xylariales, Hypoxylaceae. The transcript has 13 exons.